AUGGUCCUUGAGACUCCCUUGCUCCGAGUCAGCCGUCCGGUCGCUGCCUGUUCGCGAUGUAGGUCUGCAAAGAUCAAAUGCGACGGCAAACUUCCUGCAUGUACUGCUUGCGAAAGAUCUGGUAAACAAGCAGAGUGCUCAAGUACCAGCGACCAAUUCGCCAGAGGUAAAGAGCGAAGCUAUGUCGCUACUUUGGAAACGAGGAUAGAAAAGCUCGAACGCAGACUGCAGGAAGCUCAACACAGAAAAGCCUCUCUUGUGCCCGUGAACGAACACGAUGGCGCCGUGCAGAAACAUGUCCCAUCCGAAGGAUUGACCAGAACUUCAAAAAGGCUCGAAGCUCAAGAAAUUGAUGAUCUUGUGUCUGAUUUUGGCUACCUCACUGUGAAUGCAACCGCGCGAGAUUUCUACGGAUUUACAUCAAGCAUGUCCUAUGCUCGCAUGGUACUUUCUGCCUGUACCAAGGACAGCCUCCCUACAGGGUUCGUGACUCCACUGCCGCCUCGCAACGAGGCCAUAAUCACUAUCAGGCACUAUUUCGAAAACUUCUUCGUCAUGUAUCCAUUUUUUGAGGAAUCCAGUUUCUAUGCAUCGCUCGAUGCAGUUUAUAACUCGGAGAGUUCUAGGGUGUCCACAGCAUCACCGUUCGACCACUUCUCUGUCAGGCUGGUGCUCGCAAUUGCACACUCUGGACGAAUGGAGCAAAGAGGCGAUGGCAACUACAUGGCUGCAAUCGGACACGUUUCUGCUGCCUUAGUUCAUGCUGAACACGUUCUUCGUCCUGGGUCAAUCGCAAGCGUGCAAGCCAUGUUACUGCUACACGAGUAUUCCAUGAUCGACCCUCAUCAUUUUGAUAGUUGGGGUCUGAUAGGUGCAGCUUCGCGCGCCAUGGUUGACCUUGGGCUUCAUCAAGACCCUCCCCGAAGCGCUUCUAUAUCUAGAGCGAAACUAGAGCUACGAAGACGAGUUUUCUGGUGUGUUUACGGUUUUGAUCGCUCGACGAGUUUGAUUCAAUCACGAGCUUUCUCAUUCUCGGACGAUUCCGCCAGUGUUGCCCUGCCUUUCUCUGCUGCGCAGACAUUACUCUCACCAGAGGCCAAAGACUCAAACCACAUUCUGUUCAAAAGUUUUGGUUCCGCGAUCGACCUCUUCAAUCUCAGACGGAUCCAGUCGGAUUGGUACACAGAGUUGUUCCAGUCAGGACGGAUACCUUUGUCUGACCCUUACCCGAUAAUAUGGCGUUCUUGCGAAGCGAUGAGAAACUGGUUCGCUGGACUGUCCCCGAGCAUGAGUGCGGAGGUCCGCACCUUCUUUGAGCUCAAUUUGCUCUACUCUUACAUCUACAUCCUUGCUGCAUCACCACGGAUGCCAUUCGUUGCACCCUUCGCGCAAAGUCUGAUCUUCGAAUAUUGCAUCCAAUACGCGGAGAAGAUGACAUCUCAUGCGAAUGAGCGUGUCAAAACAGCCCCCCUGAGUUUUUACGAUGCGAUGCGUGUAUACAUGACCGGCCGUCAAUUUAUCGAGGUGUUGCAAGGCAAUGAAGACAGGCUUCUAUCAGGCAUCAUCCCAGAUCCGCCAUUCGUUCCUGUCGAUUCAGCGCCACCGCCGCCAGCACCUCAAACGCCCAAAGAUUUCCAAAAGAACCUCGCGCGAAGUAUCACCUGUAUAAAGCGUCUGACAGACUGUCUUGGUUUGUUUGGGUUGCGAUGGGGAUACAUGAGUUGGCGCGAUCGCUUUCAACGUGACUCGGAAAAUCUCUUGUCCUCCCUCAACCAGCGUGUUUGGAAGAGGCAGGACUCCUCAAAUGUUCCUGCUCGGUCUCUUUGGAAUUAUGCAGACCCAAUGGCGACUCUUGCGCCUCUUACAGAGACGAUCAUUCCCCCUCCUGGUCCGCAUCAAGGUCUACAACCGCUAAUCACACCUACCUACCCUCCGGAGUUUCAGCAAAGUACUGAAUUCUAUCGAUCUCACUACAACAGCGUCGUCCCUCAGACAACGCAGCAAUAUCCAGCGUGGCAUGGGCAUGAAACGCAUGGCCCGGUCGGCGACCAACAGGAGCAGCUCGGCCAAACGCAAACACAACCAUAUUGA
Molecule: messenger RNA, 2091 nt
Organism: Aureobasidium melanogenum CBS 110374
Lineage: Eukaryota; Fungi; Ascomycota; Dothideomycetes; Dothideales; Saccotheciaceae
Exons: 3
Coding region: 1-2091 (696 amino acids)
Biological process (GO): DNA-templated transcription; positive regulation of transcription by RNA polymerase II
Molecular function (GO): DNA-binding transcription factor activity, RNA polymerase II-specific; zinc ion binding; sequence-specific DNA binding
Source: RefSeq, a predicted model, not a curated record